AUGAGUCAAACAGAAUCUACAAAAGAAAAUGGAUUACCAUUUUAUGCAAGUGGUUUAGUUGUCAAAGGAUUUGGGCGAGGAUCAAAAGAUUUGGGUAUUCCAACUGCUAAUUUUAGUCGUGAUGUAAUAAAAGAUUUACCUAAAAACAUAAGUACUGGAGUAUAUUAUGGAUGGGCACAAGUCGAAAAAUCACCAGUUUACAUGAUGGUUAUGAGUAUUGGUUGGAAUCCAUUUUAUAAGAAUACAGAAAAGUCUAUGGAAAUCCAUAUUCUUAAACAAUUUGAUGAAGAUUUUUAUGGAUCUAAUUUAAAAGUUAAAGUUGUUGGUUUCAUUCGACCAGAAUUAAAUUUCAACUCUGUUGAUGAACUAGUUAGCACUAUUCAUUCCGACAUUGAAUAUGCUAAACAAAAUUUAGAUGAAAAUGAAAAAGUAGAUGUAUACUUUGAUUUAUAACUAAAAAUUGUAAGAUAAUUAAAAU
Melanaphis sacchari is the source of this 478-nucleotide messenger RNA. RefSeq names its product riboflavin kinase (gene Rfk). The coding region runs from base 1 to 453 and encodes 150 amino acids. Gene Ontology annotation, cellular component: mitochondrion. Gene Ontology annotation, molecular function: riboflavin kinase activity. NCBI's taxonomy places the organism in Eukaryota, Metazoa, Arthropoda, Insecta, Hemiptera, Aphididae. Gene Ontology annotation, biological process: riboflavin biosynthetic process; FMN biosynthetic process. The transcript has 4 exons. The record is from RefSeq and is a predicted model, not a curated record.